AUGGAUGGCAGUCUGCUUUUGACUUCCAUUGCUCAUAACAACGUUAGGUACAUCUGCUAUGAUUGGAAGUUGAUACCUGUGGAUGAUCAUGGUGUCGCCUUGGUCGAACACGAAAAAGACUUGCGUCUGUUUCCUUUGACUCAGCACGGGCGUAACUACGUAGUGGUUGAUGAACAGACCACUGUUAAAUUAGCGUCCUUCGAUGAUUUGUUCGGUAGAAUUACAAAUUCUGCUAGUCUUCCUCUUAAAUUUAUAAAAAAUGGUCGCUCUUUGUUUUUGGAUGAUGGCUACUCGUUGUCAAUCUAUGAAGUUUCAAAAGAUGAAUCUUCUAUAACCAGAGUUUCGAAGAUUGAAUUCCCCGAAAACUAUCGUUGGUCGUUGAUAAGGGAGCACUAUGUGAUCAUUGGUGAUGAGAAAGCCGUUCUUUCCAGCCCUGCAUUCAAAUCCAAAGUGACUAUCAGUAAUAAGCUGCUAAACGUGGUUACAUUAAUCCAGAAUAGAAAGUACUUACUAGUCUACAAAGAAAAAUACAGCAUACUCACAACGAUAGGCAGUAUAGAUCUGUGGAAGCUAGUAGAAGAGUAUCCAGUGUCUUUGCCUUUAAAAAAUGCUAUCGUUUCACCAGUGAUGAAUAAAUUGUAUCUGGUAAAUGAGAACAACCAUAUAUUCUCCAUCAACACGAAGAACAAUAAUAGGAAAAAGAAUAAACAAUUCCGUUUGCAUUAUCAUUUAACCCUUCCAUUUUUUGUUGCCUCUUCCAUUGCUUUGGAUGAUCGUAUUCUUUUGGUUUCUACAGAGGAUUUUGGUGUCCUAAGAGUGGACACUGGAAACUCAAAGCCAACAUUUGAACAGUUUCUCUCUCCAAAGGUACCUAUCCAAGAUUUGGCAUUCAUGCAUUCCAGUUCAAGGGAAUUGACCACCAGAGAAGGUUUUGUUGACUGGCCGGUAACUUGCCAUAGAAUUGUUCGGCCUUCUAACUUGUCUCUUCAUAUAUCCCCAUUCUUGAUCACACAGAGUAACCUGGUUGCUUCCUUGGUUUCCAUAUUAGAUAUUCCAAGAGCAGAAUACACGUCGUUCAAAGUUUUAGACUUUGACAACGUGUUUGACUAUUGGGUUUCUGAUAGAAAUACCCUGGUUGUCAGGCAUUUUGAUCUAACCAUUUCCUUAUAUUCAAGGAACCCAGAAUCCAAAAUCCCGAUGUUGAAGAAAUCAGAAACCUUUUUUCAAGUUCCCAUUGAUAAAAUUAACUUAAAGGAUGUUCUCAGUGUUAAGGAUAACUGUAUCCUGUACAACGACAAGUGUAUUCAGGUUUCCGCUGGCAGAGUUGAAACUUUUUACGUCUCCACGCCCUUGGAUUCGUUUGAUAUUAUACCGAAUUACGGCAUUGUAUAUUGUGCCAACGGCAGACUUGAAUUUCUGUCGUUCCAGUCUAAUGCAAUUGAUUUUAUCCAAGCUGGGAGUUAUUAUUCCAUCAAGGCUCUUAAAGAAUCUGAACACCUUCAUAUACUAUUCACAGACGGUGCUCAACUAUAUUACCGUAACAUCUCUUCACGGCAUUUCUCAAACAGUGUUUCCAGUAUCAAGCUACCAGGUAUUCUAGAACUAGAAUUUAGACAGCCCGAAGUAUUCUGCUGUUUGACCUCUGAUGGAGGUUUCCAUGAUAUUAUUUUUAAUGAAGUGGACUCCAAUCUAUAUAUAAAGAGACAGAGGAUAAUUGGUGGUGCAUCUUUCUCUCGAACUCACCAUAAGAGUAAUGAGCUUAUACAUUUCUGGGGAAGUCCCACCGUAAGUCAUGGGCUGCAGCACUGUGAAUAUACAGGGUUCACGUCUUUUUCCCUGCCGAUUGAGUGUCAGAAGCCCUUAAUGGUUUUUGAAAAUUCGUUGCUUUAUGGUAAUAGCCAGGGGUUCUUUCUGCUUCAGCUACCAGUGCUCUCACCUGAAAAGUACAGGAUCAUGAAUGUUAACAAGCAGUUCUUUUCCGGAUUUCUUCGCUGGACAUUCCCCCUUUUGCAUACUGAGAAUGGUUUUUUAUUUGCUGCCAUAUCUCUCAAACCGGUUCAUGAUUUUCGAAUGGAAGCCACUUUGAUGCUACUAAAUCAGGAAUUGGAUAUUAUCUACCAAGAGUCCUACCCUUUCACCUUUAGCAAUGUCACAGUUCUAGAUGAGCUUUCAAACUUGUCCAAGUUUUCUCACACAGUCAAUAAUCUGCAUGAAUCAUUUAUAGUUGCCUAUAGCAGACCUGGCGAGGAUGUAUUACUGGUAUUGUAUACUCUUAGAAAGAACUCUGAGGGGUUCUACUUGGCCAACGAAAACAUUACCUUGGACUCUAUCAAAUAUGUCAAAGACAUUUCGGUUUUUGACAAUCAAAUAAUAUGCUCAGGAACUGGUUCAAAAAUUGUGGAAUUUAGGCAUGACGGUUCUUGGGCCUUGGAAGCUGGUCGUUUACUUUCUUCUGACCCGGAUCUUCGACAGACAAUAAUCUUGGGUGAUAAAUCUCUUCUUCAACUCACUAAUUCAGGCUUCUACGCAGAUGGCGAUCUGAAUUGGGAAGAACAGAUAGGACAAAUUGAUAAGAUCGAUAGAGUUAUACUCUUGAGAAAAGAUGUGUAUUGUUUUGCCAGCUUGACAGGUGGAAAAGUAUACAUUGUUGAGAUAAAACAAGAUUUUGAACUUACAUUGAUCAACCAGCAGAAUUUCGCAAGCCCGAUCACUUGCAUUUAUUAUGACAUUGUAUCCUGUAAAAUAUUCGUUGCAAUUGAUCGGGCCAGGUUGUUUUCAAUGGUUGGUGAAAAGUUCAAUUUAAGUCAUAUUGGAGGGAUUCCAUUCUAA
Molecule: messenger RNA, 2829 nt
Organism: Komagataella phaffii GS115
Lineage: Eukaryota; Fungi; Ascomycota; Pichiomycetes; Pichiales; Pichiaceae
Exons: 1
Coding region: 1-2829 (942 amino acids)
Source: RefSeq, a predicted model, not a curated record